This is a messenger RNA of Magallana angulata, 2378 nucleotides long. RefSeq names its product BSD domain-containing protein 1-like. The record is from RefSeq and is a predicted model, not a curated record. Gene Ontology annotation, cellular component: cytoplasm. The transcript is spliced from 8 exons. Lineage: Eukaryota; Metazoa; Mollusca; Bivalvia; Ostreida; Ostreidae. Bases 165 to 1505 code for a protein of 446 amino acids.
CAUGAUAAAUAUAGAUUGCUUACAACGUCAUUUCUUUUGUUGUAUUAUUACAAAACUUGGAUGAAAACUAUAUUUUUGCUGUGGAUCACUGAAUAGUUAUAACUUUAAUCUUCGGAAAAUAUUUUGGAACAAAAACGUUCGGUUAGAGACUGUUUCACUGACAGAUGGCAGAAGGUUCAAAUGAAAAAGGAGAAGAUGGGGGCUGGUGGGGCAGCUGGAUCAAUGUUGCUAAAGAAAAGUCAAAAGCUGCACUUGAAAUGGUGCAAAAGGAUUUGGCGGAGUACACAUGUACAAUGUCAACAGAUACAAGUAAAGCUGUGGCUAAAACAAGUGAUAAACUAAAGGAGACAUUAAAGGCCGAGAACACGUCAAUGGCAAAAGACAGAUUUAAGACUGGUGUAACGUCUUUUCUGGAGGGCUUGUCUAAGGCUCUGGUCAUAGAGGCAGAGGACAAAGAGGAGCCGGUCGCAACACCAAUCAGAUCAGAGGCAGUGUAUGACAGAGCCAAGGCAAGGCUCCAUGCAAUACAAGUUGAUCCGGAAACAUACUGCAGUGAACCAUCAGGCUCGAAAGAAAGAUAUCAGGAAUGGCAAAAGUCAUUUGAUAUAGACAAAUACAAAGGGGAAGUUUCAGAACUGCUUGUUUCCAAAGUUGAGCUUCGUGCCUUUUACACCAAACUGGUUCCUGCUGAAAUAUCACAUGCAGACUUUUGGAAAAGAUAUUUUUAUAAGGUCCAUCAACUUCAACAAGAUGAAGCAAGAAAAUUGGCAUUAAUGAAGCGAGCAGAGCAAGCUCAGAAGAAGGAGGACUCCAUUAGCUGGGAAGAUGAUUGGAGUGGGGAUGAGGAAUCUACCCUAGAGAAAGUUAGUCGCAAGCAGGAACUUAGUGUGAGACUUUCACCAGCAGAAAAAACAGAGACAACAGAAAAUAUACCGGUAUCUGGGAACAGAAGCACACAUGAAAAUCAGGUCAGUCACCCCCAUCAGGAAACUGACAAAGAAACUCCUCAUGAAAUAAAACAGAAAACAGUUGAUUUACCACAGGUAGAAGAGGACUCUUCAGUGGCUGAACCUCCAGCUGAGGAAAAUCUAAAACAAUCUGUUGAAGAAGAACACAUAAAUGAAAGGGAAACUGUGCCAGAGAGUGAGAAUCAAGACAGUGAAAUCACAAGUCCAUCCCCGAGUGAUGUGACUAAUGUACAGGAAAUGGCUUCCAUAGUAAAAGACAGUACAUCUGAUCAGUCUGAACCUGACAUGCCUGAGAAAGAGGUUAAGACAAAGGAUAAAGGGGACAUUGUGUUGGUCAACCCAGACAGAGUCACCCCAUCGUCUGAUUCCAACAAAGAGAACAGUACUGAUGAUGACUGGGAGAGAGACUUUGAUGUGGAGUUAACAGAGGAGGAACUGAAAGCUGCCGAUGAAAUUGCCAAAAAGCUCAAUCUGUCUGCAGCUGACUAUACCACAAUUGCUGGGGAAAUGGAUGAGGACUGGGAAAGCUGGGAGUAAAUAAUUAUCAGACUUAUUAAUAAAAAUAAUGUUGUGUCAUAAUACCUGCAGUUCAUACAUAUGUGUACAUGUACUAUGUAUAGUAUUUUUAUUUGAAUUACCGGUAUCACAUUUAUGUACAUGUUGUUUUUUUUUUGGGGGGGGGGGGUGGGUCUUAUGCUUGGUAAUAUUGAAUAUGGUUUUUUUUAAAUGAUAAAAAGUUUGAAGACCUUUUAAUAAGAACUGAUAGGUGAUUUUUCUGCACACAAAACAGUUGAAAUCAAUUUGGCAACGUACAUGUAUAUAUGCAUCCGCAGUGUUAAGUAUUAUUUACUGUAAUUUGCAAGGUUCAUGCAUCUUUUUUUUUCAUCAGAGCCAUAACCAUAUACCAUUAUUGUCAUGCUAUAGUUUUCUUUUUCUUAAUAAAGGAUUAAAACUAUGACAUUUACAAAUGGGAACAACAUUUAUGUGUUAUAGUGUUACUAGUAAAAUGGUGAGAUGUGAGUAUAUACUGGUAACUGAUAGAUUUAUCAAACUCCAUUAUUAUCUGCUUAUUACCUGCUAGAGUUCAAGGGUGCUCCUUUAUAAAUAGUAAAUUUUUGUGAAAAGAUAUGAAUACAGUUUUAGAACUUCCUUUGUGUAUUGAAUUUUUUUUUACCUGAAAAGAGUCAAAGAAAUGUAACUUUGCAUAUUUCAUAUAAUAAAUGUCAGUGUUCUCCUUUAAAAAUAUGGGGGAUUUUUCUGGUUUCAGAAAAAAAAAUUGAUAUCGGUACCUAUUACAGAAUACCCAGUAUACAUGUAUAAAAACCAUUUCCAGAAGCAUGCAUGUAUUCUGAUGUUUGGUUAAUAUAUACAUGUAUUAUGAAAAGAAUAUUAAAAUACUAUACCCAUGUA